GUUAAGCGGGCGUCGGCUGUGUUCUGUUGUGUAUGUCAUCAUACUUUCUCUUGUAUUUUUUGGUGAGGUGUGAGACUUUCUAGUCCUCUCCAUGAGGCUAGUAUUGGAGGCGGGAAUAUGGACACCCAGAAAGAUGCACCACCUCCCAAGCAGCAGCCCAUGAUAUACAUCUGUGGAGAGUGUCAUAGAGAAAAUGAAAUAAAUGCAAAAGAGACCAUCCGAUGCAGAGAGUGUGGUUACAGAAUAAUGUACAAGAAGAGAACAAAAAGAUUGGUUGUAUUUGAUGCCCGAUGAAGAAGUUGAAGAUGCUUCUGAUUUCUCGCAAUGUGUUCUUUACAUGCUAAAUUUAUUGCUGUGUUUGUUAUGAGAAAGCAUAUCCUGAUAGUGUAAAUUAUUCAGUAAUCAUAAUAAAAUUCUAUUCAAA
Heteronotia binoei (common prickly gecko) is the source of this 424-nucleotide messenger RNA. RefSeq names its product RNA polymerase II, I and III subunit K (gene POLR2K). The coding region runs from base 118 to 294 and encodes 58 amino acids. Gene Ontology annotation, cellular component: RNA polymerase I complex; RNA polymerase II, core complex; RNA polymerase III complex. Lineage: Eukaryota; Metazoa; Chordata; Lepidosauria; Squamata; Gekkonidae. The transcript has 4 exons. Gene Ontology annotation, molecular function: DNA binding; DNA-directed RNA polymerase activity; zinc ion binding. The record is from RefSeq and is a predicted model, not a curated record. Gene Ontology annotation, biological process: DNA-templated transcription.